Molecule: messenger RNA, 1293 nt
Organism: Guillardia theta CCMP2712
Lineage: Eukaryota; Cryptophyceae; Pyrenomonadales; Geminigeraceae
Exons: 11
Coding region: 1-1293 (430 amino acids)
Biological process (GO): L-serine biosynthetic process; dephosphorylation
Cellular component (GO): cytoplasm
Molecular function (GO): L-phosphoserine phosphatase activity; magnesium ion binding
Source: RefSeq, a predicted model, not a curated record
AUGCCUCGCCGAGAAAUUUUUCUUCUCACAGUGAAGGGCGAGAGAGCUCGCCCGGGUCUCACCGCAGCCCUGACCGAGACGAUGGGCAAGCACAACGUUACCGUCCUCGACAUCGGGCAAGCUGAGAUCCACGAUAUGCUGUCUCUCGGCAUGCUAAUCGAGGCCCCGGCUGAGCCAGGCACUGAGAGUCUGAACGUCCUGAAGGAGAUCGUCUUCAUGGCACAUCACCUGGGGCUCACAGUCAAUUUCACUCCCAUCUCUGCUCCUGAUUACGAAAGAUGGGUCGCCGAACAAACCAAGCCUCGUUUCACUGUGACUCUGCUCACUAGGAGGCUCCAGGCACAAUACCUUGCCAUUGUAACGAAGAUCAUCUUCGACAACAACUUGAACAUUGACAGCAUUACUCGACUUUCUGGUCGAGUUUCAUUGCGGGGCCUCAAUUCCACUAAUGUGAAAGGGCAACGAUCUGCCCUUCAGUUCGAGGUCAGCGGAAAGCCUCGCAAUGUGGAUCAAAUGAGAGAAGAACUCUUCAAAGUCUCUCUCAGCCAACCUGUCGACAUCGCUGUGCAGGACGAUGAUCUCUAUAGAAGAAACAGGCGCCUCAUUCUCUUCGACAUGGACUCGACUCUCAUACAGUGCGAGGUCAUUGAUGAACUGGCCAAGAAGGCAAAUGUUGGGAAGCAGGUGGCAGAAAUCACAGAAGCAGCCAUGCGAGGGGAACUUGACUUCAAGGAAAGCUUCAAGAGGCGUAUGAGACUCCUCAAGGGGAUGGACGAGAAUGUCCUGCAGGAGAUUGCUGAGGGACUCCCUGUCACAGAAGGAGCUCCAAGGCUGAUAGCUAACCUUAAGAGGUUGGGUUACAAGGUUGGAAUCCUGUCAGGAGGUUUUACCUACUUCGCUCGCUUCUUGCAGAAGAAGCUGGGAAUCGACUAUGUGCACGCCAAUGAGCUGGACUUCAAGGAUGGAAAACUUACAGGAGAAGUGAAGGGAGAAAUCGUUGACGGCAAUAGGAAGGCAGAGCUGCUUCAGGAGAUUGCGAAGAAGGAGGGCUUGUCUCUUAAGCAAGUUAUUGCAGUCGGUGAUGGUGCCAACGACAUUCCUAUGCUCAAGCUCGCUGGGCUCGGUGUUGCUUUCCAUGCAAAGCCGAAGGUUAAAGAGCAGGCAAAAGUGGGAAUCAGCACGCUCGGACUAGACGGCAUCCUCUACCUGCUUGGUGUGAGGGACAGGGAAGCUCUCAACGAGGUUGGAGAUGAAACAAUUAACGAGGUUCUCAUGCCAAAUGCAAAAUUAUGA